Colletotrichum acutatum is the source of this 903-nucleotide messenger RNA. Its product is annotated as oxidoreductase CipA-like protein. NCBI's taxonomy places the organism in Eukaryota, Fungi, Ascomycota, Sordariomycetes, Glomerellales, Glomerellaceae. Gene Ontology annotation, molecular function: oxidoreductase activity. The transcript has 3 exons. The record is from RefSeq and is a predicted model, not a curated record. Bases 1 to 903 code for a protein of 300 amino acids.
AUGCAACAAGAGAGUGGCAGUAGUGUUCGUCGCGAAGCUCUGACUAUUCAUACUGGCAACCUCGGACGACCGAUUCUCAAAUCCCUUCUCAACGCUGGGUUCAUCGUCACAGCACUGUCUCGACCUGGCGGUAAUGCUUCUGCUUUGCCAUCGCACCCAAGUCUCAUCGUCAAAGUAGUCGACCUCACCUCGUCCGACUCUCUCCAGCCUGCUCUCCUUGAAAUAGACGUUGUCAUAUCAUGCGUUGCCACACUAGCCAUAUGCAUCCAGAAAUCCCUGGUAGAUGCCUCAGUCGCAUCUGAGGUGAAGAGAUUCAUCCCGGCAGAGUUUGGAAUGGACUCUGCCAACGCUCUCUUUGCGCAGCUGCCUGUUCGCGAACCCAAGGUUGCAACACGACGAUAUCUCCUGCAGAUUUUAGAGACGAAUCCACAAUUUACGUUUACUUGCAUUCCCAAUGGGCUCUUUCUUGACUGGGGUCUCCAGAUGGGGAUUAUCUUGGAUCUGAAAAGGCACACUGCAACAUUGUACAAUGGUGGCAAUGUUUCUUUCAGCGCAACAACCCUCGAAGAUAUCGCUUCGACCGUGUUAGCCAGAAACCGAUUUGUAUACGUGCAAUCGGCGACGCUUACCCGAAAUCAGCUAAUCGAAUUUGCCAAAGAGAUUGGUGGUAAGGCUUGGGAGACGGCUAUCAUGACUACGGAAGAGAUAUGGCGGCAGGGCCUUGUUGAGAUGGAAAAGGGACCUCAGGCCGACAUCAAUGCUGCGAUGUUAGGUUUCUGUCUUUGUGGAUCUUUUACGAGUGACUUCAACUGCGAUUUCUCAAGCCAUUGGGAAAACAACUUAUUGGGGCUGAAGGGGCUCACGGAAGAUGAAGUGCGGAGUUUGCUAGCCGGCUUAUUGUAG